Quercus lobata is the source of this 839-nucleotide messenger RNA. RefSeq names its product Ribonuclease E inhibitor RraA/Dimethylmenaquinone methyltransferase. The record is from RefSeq and is a predicted model, not a curated record. Gene Ontology annotation, biological process: regulation of RNA metabolic process. NCBI's taxonomy places the organism in Eukaryota, Viridiplantae, Streptophyta, Magnoliopsida, Fagales, Fagaceae. The coding region runs from base 143 to 643 and encodes 166 amino acids. The transcript is spliced from 2 exons. Gene Ontology annotation, molecular function: ribonuclease inhibitor activity.
CCAAUACAUAUCAUCUUUUUCCUCUUUCUACAUUCUGCAAACCUACCUGCAGACCCUUCAAUUUCCACAUUAACCUAAGCCUCUCCAUCCAAAUAACAAGCUUUGUUUCUCCUUCUCAUCUGGCUGUGAAUGCAGAAAAAAUAUGGCUGCCUUAGCAACUGCAGAAGCUUGUGAUACAAAUGCAGCGCUACUGGCAAGUGGUGAUUUGCGUGUUCUUCAACCUACUUUCCAGAUAUAUGGCCAGUGUCGUGCAUUCUCAGGCUCAAUUGUCACUCUUAAGGUUUUUGAGGACAAUGUAUUGGUUAGGGAGCUUCUCGAAAUCAGAGGUGAAGGUAGAGUUUUGGUUAUAGAUGGCGGAGGGAGCAUGAGAUGUGCUUUGGUUGGAGGGAAUUUGGGACAAUUGGCUCAAAAUAUGGGGUGGGCUGGUAUUGUACUAAAUGGCUGCAUUAGAGAUGUUGAUGAAAUCAAUGCAUGUGAUAUUGGGGUGAGAGCUUUGGCAUCUAAUCCCUUGAAAUCGAACAAAAAAGGCAUUGGUGAAAAGCAUGUCCCCGUAUACAUUGCAGGAACCUGGAUUCGUGAUGGGGAAUGGUUGUAUGCAGAUAGUGAUGGAAUCCUUGUCUCAAAAUCUGAGCUGUCCAUCUGAACCAUCAUUCAAGGAGUUGCAUGUCAAAUUACGACAUGAAUAAGAGGACUGAGUCAUGAAGUCAGUUGUGAUUUUCUAAAUUUAUUGGUUGUCUCUGGGACUGAGUUCUUAAGUGUAUUUAUUUUUGGAUGAAUAAACAUUUCUUCAAAAGUUCUGAAGUGUAUUAGACUUAAAAAUUUACAACAGAUAUUUUCUU